This is a messenger RNA of Mesorhabditis belari, 843 nucleotides long. NCBI's taxonomy places the organism in Eukaryota, Metazoa, Nematoda, Chromadorea, Rhabditida, Rhabditidae. The record is from the annotation of a GenBank genome assembly.
AUGAAAGUGUUCGAGUCGCUGAAUUGCUUUCUUUGCAAGAAACCGUUUGCCCGUAUCGCCAAUCAGCCUCGUUCACCACGGAUCUUGAAUUGCGGAUUGGCCGUAUGUCAUGAAUGCUUUGAGAUGGAAAAGGCUAAAUCGUUGGCGACAAACUUUGUAGCACAUCUAGUUGGGAGUUAUCUAUUUGGUAAUGUGAGAAAACAUCAAUGCAACUACACGUGUUGUUACUCGAAUCCCAACUUUGCAUACUAUUUAAUUGAUAUUCUAUCGCAAGAAGAGUCUCUUGCACUCGCUCCAACAAAAGACGGAUAUGUACUUGAGAAGCCAUUCCAAAUUCCUGAAUGCCCGGUUUGCCAUGAGGAAUAUUCAAUCACGGUCGAAGCAAAGAAAUCUAUCAUUCUCGCUUGCAAUCACGCCAUUUGCACGGAAUGCGCUUUGAAUUUACGGGAACUGAAUCCGAAUGAAGUCACUAGAGAGAAUGAGGACAUUAUCACUUGUCCGCUCUGUAGAAAGGGAACUGACACAAAGGUUAAUAAGGCGAAAAAUCUACUGCAAGAUUUCCUGGCUGAGUUGGAAUCAAUGAGAGGAACUUGCGCUGAAUGCGACAAAAAGUACAUUGUUGAUGAAAUGCUUCGAUGCGUUGAUUGCAAAACUGAGAUUUGUGCUAUGUGUGUUUUUAAAAACCAUCGCACACAUAAGGCCUGUCCUCUUUUGGGAGAAAAGGCUGAUGAAAUGUUCGAGACACUAAAAAGCGAUUCAAGAAAUGUCAUCCAGAAAAGGAUCGAAACGCUUGACCAGGAGGCGAAUAUUUUUUUGGUUUUAAAAACUUUAGUGAUUUUACCU